UAAACAAAAAUGGUUCCUGUAAAAACAACUAUUUUUCCCGCUUUAAAUGGAAACCUAAAUGUUGUACGAUCGUUGAAUUUUUUCAAAGAAUGGAUAAGUUAGAUCGGUUCAUUAAGUUAGCAAAAGCCGGAGAAGGUACAUACGGAGUCGUUUACAAAGCCAAAAAUAAACUAACGGGUAAAAAUGUAGCACUUAAGCGGAUUAAAUUAGAAAAAUUUUAUAAUAAAGGAGAUUCGGAGGGUGUUCCGCCGACCGCUAUAAGAGAAAUAAGUUUAUUAAAAGGUCUUAGACAUUCGUCUAUCGUUGAACUUUUAGAUGUUAUGCAAACAACCGAUAAAUUAUAUUUAGUUUUCGAAUAUUUAGAUCUGGAUUUAAAGAGGUAUCUCGAUAAAACAAAGAGACCGAUGGAAUCUGAGCUAGUUAGGAGUUACAUGAAACAAUUAAUCGAAGCUUUAGCUUACCUACACUCCCAUAGGAUCCUCCAUAGGGAUUUGAAACCCCAAAAUUUGCUGGUGGACAAAGAAGGUCAUAUUAAAUUGGCCGAUUUCGGUUUAUCGAGAUCAUUUUCACUUCCGACUCGAACGUAUACCCACGAAGUGGUUACUAUUUGGUACCGCGCUCCGGAAUUACUACUCGGGGCUAAAAUGUACUGCCCCGGAAUAGACAUAUGGAGCUUGGGUUGUAUAAUGGCCGAAAUGUUGAAUAAAAAAGCCCUUUUCCCCGGUGAUUCCGAAAUCGAUCAACUGUACAAGAUUUUCAAAAUAAUGGGAACCCCGGUGGAGGAAACGUGGGAUGGGGUGUCUUUAUACCCGGAUUACAAACCUAGUUUCCCCAUUUGGAAAGCGGUCGAUUUAUGCGAUAUAAUAAGAUUCCAUAAUCAAGAAGAAGAAGAUUUUCUAUUGAAUAUGCUGGUUUACAAUCCUUCUAAAAGGAAAACCGCCAAGGAGUUGUUGAAAUUGAAUUAUUUGAAAGGUACUAAACUCACUGCACCCGAAAUGGGCGCUUUUCCCUCUGAUGACGAACAAUCAGAUUAAGACGAAACGUUUUUUCACCACCAAAGGGUUUUUGAUGUAUUUUAUUCUAAAAACUUUUUGAAAUUGAUACAAUAUGAAUCGUAAUAAAGUCUCGGUCAUUGUAGUGUUGCCAAGUUGUUGAAAAAAGUAUGAAAAUUGGCUACUUAUCAAAAAUUCGGUUCAUUAUUUUUUUUUCUUGAUUUUAAAGUGAAAAUUGGAAAAACUUUAUUAAAAUCUCAUAAUUCAUAGAUUUGCUUGAAAUUUUUAUUUAAAUUGACCUUUCAACAGCUAUUAUUGGAUUAAUUUUUGAUAGUUUUGUGCAGUUUAAUCCUUACUUCAUGUAAACGUGCCUUAAUUACAGUCUAAUGAAUUGCAGUGUUGCCAAGUUGUUGAAAAAAGUAUCAGAAUUUACUACAUAUAAAAAUUCGGUUAAUUUUACUAGUUUUGUACAGUUCGGUCGCUACUAAAUUCUUAUCGUGUAUUCAGGCCUUAACGAACAUUCUUGAGUUGCAAUUUGAUCAAUUUUUAAUGGUUUAGUGCAGUUUAAUCCCUAUCGUAUAUAUGCACCUUAACGAAUAUUUUCAACUGUUGAAUUGGAUUAUUUUAUGAAAAUUUUGUGCAGGUUAACCGUUCCUAUUAAUCUUUAUCGUGUAUUCGGGCCUUAUAACGAGCAUUCUCAAGUUGCUAUUGGAUUAAUUUUUAAUAGAUUUGUGCAGUUUGCCUUAAGCAUCAUAUCUGGAAUGUGAAUGAUUAUGUAAUUUUCUGGAUCAAUAAUUUACCGCUUAAAUAAAAAAAAUUCUAAUUUGUACGCAAGGCUAAAACUUCGUCGUGUGUUUCGGGCUUAACGAAUAUUUAUAAAUUCUUAUUAUUACAUUCAAUUUAGAACAAAUUGUUCGCGCAGUUUAAUUUAAAUGAUACAUUUUUGUUGUGUGUAUUGGCCCUAAUAAUAUAUGCAAUUAUUUACACUUAAAUUUAAAUUAUAUCGAAGUAAUUGGACAAAAAACUUUAAUUUUUUCACUAAAUUAACUAUCGAUUUUCACUGCCGGAUUUUAGUAAUAUAGAGACACACUGUAUAUUAAUAAUCAUUUUCGGGAUUAAUUUACAAUUUUGCAUGACUAUUUAUUGUUAUAUACUGGUUAAGAUUAAAAGUAAAAAAUCAAAA
Molecule: messenger RNA, 2175 nt
Organism: Diorhabda carinulata
Lineage: Eukaryota; Metazoa; Arthropoda; Insecta; Coleoptera; Chrysomelidae
Product: cyclin-dependent kinase 2-like
Exons: 5
Coding region: 90-1034 (314 amino acids)
Biological process (GO): regulation of gene expression; protein phosphorylation; signal transduction
Cellular component (GO): cytoplasm; nucleus; cyclin-dependent protein kinase holoenzyme complex
Molecular function (GO): cyclin binding; cyclin-dependent protein serine/threonine kinase activity; ATP binding
Source: RefSeq, a predicted model, not a curated record